GACAGAUUUGACUUUAUAUCUGUGUGGUUAUUGUUUGCCCAUGUAUUGCAGUGCCCACGGUGGUUUAUUAAAUUUUAAUGUGAUCAUUUAUCUUAUUAACAGUUGCUUAGAAUAUAUGUUUAAAAAAAUAACUUUCUUUCUAGAUGAUAUUGAAAUUCAGAUAUGUUCUAGGUUAUAAUCAACCAUAACAUAUCAACAAAAGUAGGAAACAUCGUUUUUGGCUUUUAAUUAUAAGAAUAUUGUGAAAUCUCAUGAUUUAUAAUUAGAACAUGGAGGUAUGUCUGACUAUUCCUUUUCCUUCUGUUGACACUGCCAUAUUGGCUUAUGAAGUGUUAAGUGUUGACAAAGAGCUGAAAAGAAGCCAAGUAAAGAGAAAUCUAGUUAGGGAAACUGAAAGCUUAGUAAUAACCUUUCAUGGAGAUGAUCUUAGAAAACUUAGAGUAGGUGUGAAUGCUUUUAUUAAGAAUGCAGUGCUAGUAUUAAAAACAAUUGAACUAUUGAGUGAUACAAAAAAGUAACAGCAAAAUGCCUGAACACACUCCAGCCCCAACACCAGCCAGGUCUUUAUAUGGUUUUUUCAUGUAUUUAUUUAGCAAAACAAUGUUAUUUAUUUAUUUCAUAUGGGCAAUCACUCCUGACUACUAUUUGCAUUAUUUCAACAUUUAUUAUUAUCCCCAAAAAUAUUGGUCAACAGCCAUACCCAUACAGUGUUUAGUAGCAUUGACAAUUUUUGCUUUUGUAAUAUAUCCCAGUUCUGGCUUGAUAUUAACUGCUAAUACAAACAGUAUAAGUACAAUAAGUGAUUCUCACUCUCAUUAUACAUGUAAAAGAAUAGAGAACAAUAAUAAUAUGCUGAAAAGUUGCAUUUGUACAGAUGUAAACAAAUGUGCUAAGAACAGUCAUGUGACGGCACAUGAUGAGUUGGAAGAGAAUACGGUGCCACAACUACAUGAUUUGAAUAUUCGAUUUGUAUGUAAGAAAUUGUACUUUAACAAAUGUAGUAAUUAGGUGCUCUUGUAAUAAAAUCUUUUAUUACUAUAA
This is a messenger RNA of Trichoplusia ni (cabbage looper), 1041 nucleotides long. RefSeq names its product phosphatidylinositol N-acetylglucosaminyltransferase subunit P (gene PIG-P). The transcript is spliced from 3 exons. Lineage: Eukaryota; Metazoa; Arthropoda; Insecta; Lepidoptera; Noctuidae. The coding region runs from base 526 to 1008 and encodes 160 amino acids. The record is from RefSeq and is a predicted model, not a curated record.